AUGGGUUGGCGACGGCAAUCGUACGAUAGGACGAGAGAGGAGAAUGAGAGUGUUUUGCUAGAGUUGUUGGAGGAUGUUAACUGGUUCAUCGCGCAGAUCGAUGAUGGCCUUCUCUUCCUUUCCUUCGACUCUGCUCCAACGAACUUUGUCCAAAGGCCAGACCCCGACAGCCAGCACACCCAUGGGACAGGCCUACGCGCCCUCUAA
Messenger RNA from Coprinopsis cinerea okayama7#130, 207 nucleotides. RefSeq lists its product as hypothetical. The coding region runs from base 1 to 207 and encodes 68 amino acids. The transcript has a single exon. The record is from RefSeq and is a predicted model, not a curated record. Lineage: Eukaryota; Fungi; Basidiomycota; Agaricomycetes; Agaricales; Psathyrellaceae.